UUUUUUUUCUCUCUUCAUCUUUUAAUUAUUUUUUUUCCCUGCAUAAAAUUUAUAACUCCACCAGCUUAAAACUAAUCUGGUUGUUCUUGUUUUGAAGCCCAUCUCGGGGAUUAUCUGAAUCUUUAGGCGCAGAAAUUUCUAAGCUGAGAUGGGACUGCGAGUAUCAUUGUCCUUGGAUGAUGGAGGAGAUUUCUGUAUGAGCUCAUUCUAGUUGAUCAGAUUUUGGCCUUUUGAAGGGCUUCUCUUGGAAUUCAUCUCUUUUUAUGCGAUCUGGUUUCACGUGCGCUGUGUCGAGGCGAAGUUAACUACCUGGGCUUGAAGUGGCGACUGAGGAGAGGACGGAGAGGCACUGGAUGGUGUUUCGGAUUCGCGGUGUUUUAUGAUUAUCUGUUUCUUUUGGGUACUUGAGCUAUGGAGGUAAUCGCUGAAGAUGGGAAAGUUGAGUCUCGGGAAGUGAGCGAAUCGAAGGGGAAGAAGAAGCAGAAGAACAACAAAGAACGAGUUGAAACUGUGGAAGAGGAGACUGGUUGUUGGAUUGCUCUAAGGAUUUUUGGCAGCUGCAUUUCUUCAAGAUCCAAAGUUGAUAGUUCGAUCAGUGGGACUAGUAUUAACUAUGCUGAAAGUAAGUCAACGGCUGAUACAAGUAGAGACCAACCAACACCUCGAGAUAUAUCGUCUACAAACACAAGUAUGAGUAAUGCAGAGAGUAAUUCAUCCACUUCCAAACUAGAAGAGGAACUUAAAAUUUCUCCUCAUCUACGGAAAUUUUCAUUCAACGAUCUUAAGUUGGCCACAAGGAACUUCAGACCCGAGAGUCUUCUUGGCGAGGGUGGUUUUGGUUGUGUUUUUAAGGGUUGGGUUGAAGAAAAUGGCACUGCUCCAGUUAAACCUGGCACAGGACUUACUGUUGCUGUCAAAACCCUCAACCAUGAUGGUCUGCAGGGCCAUAAAGAGUGGAUGGCUGAAGUUAAUUUUCUUAGUGACCUCAAACAUCCUAACUUGGUUAAACUUAUUGGUUACUGCAAUGAAGAUGACCAAAGACUGCUCGUAUAUGAGUUCAUGCCUAGAGGAAGCCUGGAGAAUCAUCUUUUCCGGAGAUCUCUACCUCUUCCAUGGUCUAUUAGGAUGAAAAUUGCCCUAGGUGCUGCCAAGGGUCUUGCUUUUCUUCACGAGGAAGCAAAAAGGCCUGUGAUAUAUCGUGAUUUUAAAACAUCCAACAUCCUAUUAGAUGCUGAAUACAAUGCCAAGCUUUCUGAUUUUGGACUUGCAAAAGAUGGUCCAGAUGGAGAUAAAACCCAUGUCUCUACUCGUGUGAUGGGAACAUAUGGCUAUGCAGCUCCAGAAUACGUAAUGACUGGACAUCUUACAUCAAGGAGUGAUGUUUACAGUUUUGGAGUGGUUCUUCUCGAAAUGUUGACUGGCAGAAGAUCCAUGGAUAAAAACCGUCCUAACGGCGAACAUAACCUUGUGGAAUGGGCACGGCCAUACCUAGGAGAGAAAAAAAGAUUCUAUCGUUUGAUAGACCCUAGGCUUGAAGGUCAUUUCUCAAUAAAAGGUGCCCAAAAAGCAGUACAAUUGGCUGCUCAAUGCCUUAGCCGAGAUCAAAAGAUCAGACCCUUGAUGAGUGAGGUUGUUGAAGCCUUGAAGCCUCUGCCAAACCUCAAGGACAUGGCAAGUUCAUCUUAUUAUUUUCAGACAAUGCAAGCUGACCGCGUUCGAUCCAGCCCAAUGGCGAGAAAUGGCUACCACACGGCUGCAGGACCAGUUCCAAAGAACGGGCAGCAACUACGCAGUCAUUCAGUCGCACACGGUUCUCAUGCUUCUCCUUAUCAUCAUCAGCAGCCCCAUCCAUCUCCAAAACCCAAUGUCAAAGCCUAAGAAUUGGGUUGUUUGGUAAUUAAUUAGUAAUUAUCUAGUUGUGUUAACCCAUCUCAUUUUGUCAUCAAUAGAUCUCCCCCUUCUACCUCAGUAUAGAUAGAUGUUUAUUUUGCAAAACAGCAUUUGCUGGUGGAUCAUUGAAAACGCCGCAACAGAUAGACAUAUCUGCUCUAUCAUCUUGUUAAAAUGGGAAACCUGGCAGAAGAGUGUACGAUAGCAGAUGAAUAUUGUUCAUCGAUUUUCAAUGUCAUAUUGUUUUUGGGAAAGAAUAGACAAUGCUCCUCAUCUCUUCGCUUCCCUCGUUCUAUUCCUCUUCAUUUUUGUGGGUCAAACACUUCCAUUUCAGAAAAAAAAUUAUGACAGACAAGCAAUAUUUGCCAGCUUACAAAGACGACAAUGCUCCACAUUUCAACUUAGAUUGACAAAAUAUUAGGCAACAACAGAGACCGCACCCAUAUAAAGACCUGAUGAUUGAUAACGAAUACGUGAUGAAUCAAGGGGUUUGACUGCUAAAUUAUUGGAACAAGGAUGAAUUUGGUGUUGGAACUUGAGUGGAUGUUGAAUGGCUUCUCAAACCCACUUUGCCAGUUUGCUUCAGCCAUUCAUUCUUGACUUGAUAGAUCGUUGAUGCCAAUGUAAUCCAUUUGGGUUAAUAUUAUAAGUCAUCGACAUAUGUGUGUUCUUACACCAUACCCACUUUCUCAAUGCAAGUGCCCAAAUAUACCAACUGAUCGAGAAAGCAAAAGCAUGCAGCUAUGGACAAAAUACUAUCAUUGGGGAAGAUUAAUUAUAAAAUAGAAGAUGUGGGUGGCCAACGGUGAACAGAAAGGUCUGAACCGUUCGGAAUCCGCCGCGUGGACGGAGGAGGAAAGAAGCAAUCAUUGCAGAGAAAUGAAAAGAUCUGAAACCAUUUCGGGAAAACUCUGAUUCAGUCACAGCCCGAUGAGAUUCUUUGUGAAAAUGGGUUACUCAAUUCGCACAGUUGCUCCACUAUGGCGCCGAGUAAUUCUUUCAAUGAUGAGGAGAAGGACACGGAGUUUGUGCGGUCUGGUCUGUGAUCUCCAUUUAGAGUUACCUACCUCAUCACGCAGCUACAUACGCAUUUGCCAUUGCCAAUUGCCACCUCAAAUUCACUCGCUUGGCUGCCCAUAAGAGCGAAUAUUUCUCAAAAAGCUAUAGGGGUUUUGCAGUGCAGGUAAGGUGUUUGUUGUAUGUCCUCUUCCCUUUCUUCAUCCUACACAGUCCACGAUUAGUUGUUUGAUUAGAAAGAAGAAUCGAAAUUUUCAAAUGGGUGGAUUUCUCUGAACUUUCUCUGGGUACAUGACUCGAUGUCAACCAUCUCAGAAAACUAUGCUCAAGAUUAUUCAUUAGUUUGAUUUUGGAAUACUUCGGUAAACUUAGAACAUGUGGUAGACAUUUGAUUGUUGCAAGUUCAAUGAAGUGCUUCAACCUGGCAAGAUUGGCUCCAAAUGAAGGUAGACUCUGUUGAAUGGGUUAGAAACUAUGAAGGCUGCAAAUGCUUGAUUGCUUUCUAUAAGCUCAGCAAUACCAAAUGAGCAUAUCCAAAGCCUGUAUUUUUAUGGUCUGGUUGUUGCUUAUUGAAGUGUGCAGCCAAACGAGACUUGAAAGUGUUGUGUCUCUGUUUUCUACAGCUAGAAAUCUUCAUGUUCUAGAUUUGAAAUUCAUGUUUCUAGUUAACUUGUGGGUUUGAUAUUGAACAAGACGAGCAUGUGAAGAGAUCAGAGAAAGGUAAUAUAAAGUUGAGAGUGUUUUGGCCCUCUAAUUUUUGUGUUUUCUGGUUUGAAAGAGCUGCUAGAGGAAAGUGGGUGAAAAUGAGAAAGCUGAAGUUGCAGGAAAAUAAGCAGAAGAAGAUGCAGAGUGGAAGAAUUUGGCAGAGCUCAGCAUCACUCAACAGUGUGUCCCCAUCCUAAAAGCAAAUCAAACACUGUAUUUGCCUUACCAAUUAUGCAUAUCGGAUAGAGUUUCCAGAUGGAGCGUUUGAAACUUUGAAUACGGAGUUAACGUUUUGUUUCU
This is a messenger RNA of Momordica charantia (bitter melon), 3912 nucleotides long. Its product is annotated as serine/threonine-protein kinase PBL34. Lineage: Eukaryota; Viridiplantae; Streptophyta; Magnoliopsida; Cucurbitales; Cucurbitaceae. Gene Ontology annotation, molecular function: ATP binding; protein kinase activity. The record is from RefSeq and is a predicted model, not a curated record. Gene Ontology annotation, biological process: protein phosphorylation.